AUGUCGCCUCCUUCAUCGAUUUUGGUUAGACCGGCAUGUUCACCAUCGCUCGCACGACGUUUAGCUAGAAGACGACUUCCUUCACGAUCUUUCUUACACACCACAUCUCCAAUAUUAGCUAUUGCACCUAAGCCCGAACCAUCAUUGAUAGCUCCUUCCACAGCUCUGUCAUCUUUACUUUCUAGAUUAUCUCUACCUUCCAAUUCAUCAUUGCACUCAACUUUAACAGCAUGCUUAACCCAUCCUUCAUACUAUUCUUCGCCAUCAACAUCCUCAACACCAACAUCAUCGGAUGAACUACCUGAACUAGAAUUAGUCAAUCAAGAUCAAGAUUCCUCAAAAGAAAGUAUGAAAGAGUCCAAUGAGUUGUUAUCGAAUCUUGGUAAUUCAUUAUUAGGUUUGUUUGCAUCAGAACAUUUAACCACUUUAUAUCCAUUAUUACCUACAACAGCUGUACAAUCAGCUAUAACAGCGUAUGUCGGACCUGCUGCUUGUUCUUCCAUAGCAAGGGAAUUGGGUAUAUCAGUUCAAGGUGGUGGUAAUACAAGUUUACCAGGUUAUGGAUCAGGUUCAAAUUCAGCUGGUUUACCUAUAAGAUGGAGUAAAACUGCUUUGAUGGAAAAGAAUUGGCAAGAAAAAAAUCAUGAUCAACCUUCUAUAGGCCCAGAGAAAGUUCCAAUCGCGAAGAGAUUUGAAAAGUUUUUGGGAAAAGGAGAACCCAAAGACAGGGGUUUAAAGAGAAUUAAGAGGGAAAGUUUUGAAGAUGUUAUCGCUUCGACAGUGAGAGCUUUCGUAGGAAUGAUUUAUCAAGAGCAGGGCAUACACGCAGCUCGAGAAUUCGUUCAUGCUCAUUUUUUAUCACGUUCACUUGACUUAUCAACUUUAUUCAAUUUCAAAAAUCCUUUACACGUCUUAACAUCCGUUGUGGCAUCUCAUCUAUCUUCUUCUGGAGUAUCUAUAUCAUCCAAUUCAGGUAUAAUCGAAAGGAGGAUAUUAGCUUCUACAGGUAUAAAUUCACAAUCACCUUUAUUCCUCAUUGGAUUAUUUUUGCCUUCAGGAAUCAAGUUAUCCGAAGGUCAUGGUUCAUCAAAAUCUAUGGCUGAACAUCGAGCAGCUGUUAACGCACUUCUAAGUCUGUUCUUGGUAAGAGGUGAUCAGCCUGAUACUAUUCAAUAUCUAGGUAUAAAAGGUUUGAACAAUGUUAAUACCGGUUUACCAACUUCUAUUCAUCAUGAAACACUACUCAAUCAAGGUAAAAUCAAUCACGAUUCAAGCAUUAUAGAUGAGACGAGUUAUAAAGGUAAUGCUUGGGGUGGUAAAGAUGUAUUGGCGGAAAGUGCAUCAAAAAGGAAAUUGUAA
This is a messenger RNA of Kwoniella shivajii, 1359 nucleotides long. RefSeq lists its product as uncharacterized. Lineage: Eukaryota; Fungi; Basidiomycota; Tremellomycetes; Tremellales; Cryptococcaceae. Gene Ontology annotation, cellular component: mitochondrion. The record is from RefSeq and is a predicted model, not a curated record. The coding region runs from base 1 to 1359 and encodes 452 amino acids. Gene Ontology annotation, biological process: RNA processing. Gene Ontology annotation, molecular function: ribonuclease III activity; structural constituent of ribosome. The transcript is spliced from 2 exons.